Messenger RNA from Cyprinus carpio (common carp), 2076 nucleotides. RefSeq lists its product as uncharacterized. Gene Ontology annotation, cellular component: cytoplasm. NCBI's taxonomy places the organism in Eukaryota, Metazoa, Chordata, Actinopteri, Cypriniformes, Cyprinidae. Gene Ontology annotation, molecular function: ATP binding; protein serine/threonine kinase activity. The record is from RefSeq and is a predicted model, not a curated record. Gene Ontology annotation, biological process: negative regulation of apoptotic process; regulation of mitotic cell cycle; protein autophosphorylation.
UUAUUUAUUUAUUUUGACAUAACCUAUAGGCUAGAUCUAUAAAACAGAACAUGCUCACGUUGUUAUAGUAUUAGCUGUGAAUGUUAUUAUUCAAAAGUAACAGGUCAUGCAUUUCAAACAUUCCAACUGUACUUUAUAUCUGCAUGAGCCCCCUGUGACGUCACGAAACAAAUAGAAUGCGUAAAAUUUUAGUAUUUAAAGGCUUGGAACUCAUUAGCUCAAUUUGUUGGUUGAAGUUUCGGAGUAUUCUGUUAGAGUGGAAAAAACCCUGUUAUCAUGGGACUGUUUUCACGACUAAAGAAAGUGUUUAAAGUGAAGCGAGCACACGAACCCCAACCCUGUGUGCCGCUCAGAAACACGGCCAUCACUGCCCAAAUACAUCCUCAUCGGCUCGAUGAGACGCCCGGUGGUGCUGAUGCGAUCGAUGAAGGGAGAAAGGAGGCAGGGAGACGAGAGAAAAAGAAGAAAAGGUUUUGGAUGUCGCCUUCUUCACUUUUUUCACCGAAGAGCUGGGACAUAUAACGUGGCUAAAGCUGAGAAAGUGAACCUCGCGGGAUCGUUUCUGAGACUUACUGAUGAACCUCCAGCCUCUGAAGUCCUUCCAGCUGUAGAAGAACAGCUGGAACAGGACGUCCUCCAACAUCAGGACAUCCACACUCCAGUUAGUUUGACUGAAGAGGACAAGGCGGAAGAGCUGGACAAGGAUCAGACUUUUCUACAACACAUGCCCAUUGCAGAGAUCCACGAUCUUCAUGAAGCUCCAACCUCUGAAGUCCUCCCUGCUGUAGAGGAACAGCUGGAGCAGGACGUCCUCCAACCUCAGGAUGUCCACACUCCAGUUAGUUUGACUGAAGAGGACAAGGCGGAAGACCUGGACAAGGAUCAGACUUCUCUACAGCAGAUUGUAGAGAUUCAUGAUCUUGGAGAAGCUCCAGUCUCUGAAGUCCUCCCUGCUCCUGAGGAAGCUGGAGCAGGACGUCCUCCAACCUCAGGAUGUCCACACUCCGAUAACUCCUCUGGAGAAGAUGAAGCAGAGGAGCCAGACAACAGCCACAUUUUUUGGCUAUAUGAAUUCGACCACAAGCUGGGUGAAGGAGGCUAUGUGCAUGCAGGAACUCGAUGCAAGGAUGGCCUGAAGGUGGCUCUGAAAAUUGCUGACAAGACACCAGAUAUGCGAUAUAUCAGAGUUCCUGGUCAUUCCAGACGGCUCCCCAUAGAGAUCGGCCUGACACUCAUGGCCAAUAACGGCCACAGCGUUUUACAGAUAAUUAAAAUUCUGGACUGGCAGGAUGACCCGGACCACUACGUCAUGGUCUUGGAGCGGCCCAUGCCUAGCAUGAGCAUGUUUAACUUCAUGAAGCUCCGACAAAGGCUUGAUGAGAAGAUGGCACGACAUGUUAUGUUGCAGGUCAUUCAUGCUGCUAACAUUUGCUGUGAGCGUGGUGUUUUCCAUCGUGAUAUUAAAUUGGAGAACCUCCUGGUGAACCCGGACACGUUGGAGGUCAAGUUGAUUGACUUCGGGUGCGGCACGCUCAUGAAGGACUCCGCCUACAUUGCCUUCAAUGGCACAGAAAUGUUCUGUCCACCGGAGUUUGAUGUCGACGGCAGGUACCAUGCAAAGCCAGCGACAGUUUGGUCAUUAGGGUUCCUGCUGUUCAUGAUGUUGUAUGGGUAUUAUCCAGAUGACAAAGACCUGCACAGGAUCAGUGAGAAUGACUGGUCCGAACCUGACCUGUCACAAGAAUGCUGCCGGAUGAUCUGCGAUUGUCUGCAGCCUGAUCCGCAGCGGAGACUUAUCCUGGAGGAGAUGCAGCUCCAUGACUGGUUUACGGUAAUGGAGUAAGACAUGGAGAGCAACAAAAAACAACUCCCUGUCACAGCCACUCUGUUGUUUGCUGUCUUUGGUCAUUUUUGUAAGUGUAUUAAUAGCAUGAUAGUAGAAUAAGUAUAAUAAUAGAAUAAUAAUUAUAAUAUAAUAUAAUAUGAAGUAUUAAGAUAUUUGUAUUAAGAUAUGUAUGCACUAUGUGUUAUGUUAGCAGAGAGUGACUGUAAAUUGGAAAUUUUUCUUUCUCCUAA